Molecule: messenger RNA, 2697 nt
Organism: Armigeres subalbatus
Lineage: Eukaryota; Metazoa; Arthropoda; Insecta; Diptera; Culicidae
Exons: 4
Coding region: 1-2697 (898 amino acids)
Biological process (GO): DNA integration
Molecular function (GO): nucleic acid binding
Source: RefSeq, a predicted model, not a curated record
AUGAAGCUGAUCGAUAAUCCAGAUCCACGCCAACCAACGUACUAUCUCCCACACCACUGCGUGGUUCGACCAGAUAGCACCACCACGAAGUUGAGAGUGGUGUUCGAUGCAUCCUGUUCGACUGACACAGGAGUGUCUUUGAAUGAUGCCCUCAUGGUUGGUCCGCAAGUGCAAGACGACCUAGUUUCAAUAACAUUGCGGUAUCGCAUCCCUCAAUUCGCUAUCAUUUCUGACAUCGAAAAAAUGUAUAGGCAAAUUGGGAUGAACUCUGUCGAUCAGCAACUCCAGCUUAUUCUUUGGAAAGAUUCGCCCUCCGAAACAAUGCGAACCUAUCAACUCACAACCGUGACAUACGGAACGUCUUCGGCUCCAUAUCUCGCCACGAAAUGUCUCCAAACUCUCGCCGAAAUUGGAUCAGAAAGCCAUCCUGCAGCCGCAGUUGUCAUAGGAAAGAACUUCUACAUGGACGAUCUGCUCACUGGUGCCAGCAGUAUAGAAGAAGGCCAGGAACUGGUCCAACAAUUAAAUCAGCUGACAAAUUCUGCUGGACUACAACUUCGGAAGUGGGCGUCUAACAAUCCUCAGAUCCUUCAAGUCGUUCCUGAUCUCCAAGCAAAGCUGUUCAUGAAAGAGUUGUGGAGAGAAGGUAGAACAUGGGACGAUGAACUUGAUGAGUGUGCUCAACGUCGCUGGACGGAAUUUCGUGACAAUCUUCAGGACAUUGCAACAAUAAGUAUUCCCCGUUGGGUCGCUACUCCCACUGCAAUCUCUGUAGAAUUGCAUGGGUUUUGUGAUGCGUCCAUUCGUGCAUAUGGUGCAUGCAUUUAUGUCAGGACACUCGCUUCGAACGGAGAUAUUUUCGUGAACCUUCUAACCGCAAAAUCCAAGGUUGCGCCACUUGGAAACUCGAAAAGAAAUCCAUCUAUUAGCUUGCCACGUCUCGAGCUUUCUGCCGCGUUACUUCUUAGCCAUCUGAUCGAAAAGGUUGAAUCCAGCGCAGAUCUGCACGCUAAACAUUUCUUUUGGACUGAUUCGACUACACUGGCUUUCUACCACUGGCUUUCUUCAAGCCCGUCCCGUUGGAAAACUUUCAUUGCCAAUCGGGUGUCAGAGAUCCAACAAAUCACUGCAAACGGAAUAUGGGCGCACGUACCCGGGUUAGAAAACCCAGCGGAUGUAAUCUCUCGCGGAAUGCCUCCGAAUGAUUUGAAGGAUUUCGCUCCAUGGAAUGUUCCAGAUUGGCUUCGCCAACCAUCUCGGUUUUGGCCAUCGCUUACUUGUCGAAUGGAUAAAAACUUUCCAUCGGAUCAACUAGAAAAACGUAGCAUUGUACUACCAGCUCUAGUGCGGCAAACGAACGAAUUGUUCUCGCUUUAUUCGUCGUUCACUAAAUUAACAAGGAUCGUAGCUUUAAUCCUUAGAUUUCGGUUUAACUCUAACCCGGUGAACCGUACUGAGCGACGCACGGGAUUCUUAACAACUCAGGAAGAACGAUUUUCUCAAGAUAUCGCCGAUGUAAUUCGCGAUGGACAGGUAAAAAAGAAUUCAAGAUUGAAAACGCUUUCUCCACGGUUCGCUAAUGGGAUAUUGCGUGUUGGUGGCCGGCUGAGGAAUGCACCGGUCCCGUUAAAUCAACGACAUCCAAUGAUACUGCCGGACAAACAUCCGCUAACUGAGCGAAUUCUGAGCUUCUCUCAUCUCAACAACCUUCACGCUGGACCUCAACUGAUUACUGCAGCUGUGCGGGAACGAUUCUGGCCACUUUGUCUCCGUGACCUAGCACGACAAGUGGUGCACUCGUGUAUAAGAUGUUUCCGCUGCAAACCCAAAGUUAUGGAACAGUUGAUGGGAGAAUUGGCGUCAGAACGUGUCACACCAACGCUGCCCUUCUUCCGUUCUGGUGUCGACUACUGUGGGCCCUUCUACUGCCGCUCAACUAGGAAAGGAGCACCAAUCAAGUGUUAUGUCGCCAUCUUUGUCUGUAUGGUUACAAAAGCAGUUCACGUCGAAUGUGUUGCAGAUUUGUCCACCAGUUCAUUUAUCGCUGCACUGAGACGUUUCAAUAGAGGAGCUAAACGAGAGCUAGACGAACUUGUUCGUCUUUUUGGAUCCCAACAUCAUCAGCAUCUCGUAAUUAGUAGUUGCGCUGAAGACGGCAUUGCCUUCAAGUUCAUACCGCCAAGAUCUCCUAGCUUUGGCGGGCUCUGGGAGGCGGCUGUUAAGUCGCUUAAGAAGCAUCUUCGAAGUACUUUGGGCAACAUUGUGCUAACACAGGACGAAUUUCUAACCCUGCUCAUUCAAGCUGAAGCCUGUCUCAACUCCCGCCCUCUUACACAGAUGACUUCAGACCCCAAUGAUCUGGAGGUGCUCACUCCGGGGCAUUUCCUGGUCCAUCGUUCACUCAUCGCGGUGCCGGAGCCAAGCCUGGCUGAAGUACCAAUCAACCGGCUAGAUAGGUAUCAGCAGACUCAGGAAUACCUCCGUCGAAUCUGGAAGCAGUGGCAGUCUGAUUAUCUUUCCGGACUGCAACCCCGAACUCGGUGGACACAGCAACGCGACAAUAUCAAGGUGGGUACGAUGGUUCUAUUGAAGGACGACAACCUUCCACCGCUCAAGUGGAGAUUAGGACAAGUGACGCAGGUAUUUCGAGGGGACGACGAGUACACUGCCCAUGAUCGCAUAUUUCUGACCAUGUGA